CUCUUAAUAACUUUCUCAGAAACCCCAUCAAGCCACAAGCUUCCACCUUUUCUUUUCUUUUCUUUUCUUUUCUUUUUUUUCCUUCUGUACAAUCCACAAUUAUCUCAAUAUACACAAUUAAAUAAAUAGUCAUCUCUCUGUCUCCACCUUACUUUUUAGUUUUUUCUUAUUCAACUAAUCCAAAUUAUGCAAAGAACGUCUCCUCUUGUGGGUUCUGUUUGUCCACUUCAAUAUUGGCAGCAGGAAUCUCUCCUUUCUCUACAAAUCAACUCAACCCUGUUUUUUCCCUUUGUUUUAAAUAAUAAUACCUUCAAUUAAAUUUAAAUUUUUUAUGGAUUUUUGUUUAGGGACCAUACAUUUCUACCUUCCCCCUGUAAUCAUCUGCCACACUAAACUAACCAGCAUCUACCUACACAUACAUGGUUUUUAUAUAAGCAUAACCCAUAAACUUUGGUUCAUUUCUCAUUUCUCUCCCUGUUGAGAUAUUCUCUCCCAUCCUUGAAGCAAAGCAGCUUUCACUUUUUUAUAUCCUCUCUUUUUCUGGUUUCUGGGUUUCUGUGCUCUCUUUGAGAUCUGCUUUCAAUAAUGGGUUUCUUUCAAGGCAGCUGUUCAGACACAAGGGAGCCUCCAAAUAGUAUGAGACCUCUCUGCGCUUGUUCCUCCACAGACACAGAUCACUACUGUGACCAUAAUGAGCUCCAGAUAAGAACUAGUUUGAGAAAGAUGGUUGGGCAACUUGGCUUGGCCUGUUUUCUCCCAAGUGAAAGCAACAAGAGCAGCAAAAUCAAGAAUGCAAAUUUGGAGCACAAUAAGGCAUGGUUACUGGCAGAAUCUGGUGGAUGUGGUGGUGCUGAGUUAACAAAUGCUGAUCCACAAUCAGUUCAUUCAUCUUUCAGGUUCAGUUUCUGCUCUCAGGUCGAGCUUGAGUCUAUGAACGUGAAUUCUUCAGCUUCUGCAACUGUUUUAAUGGUGAAUUUGGACAAUGGGUUGAACGAGACUAGAGCAAAAGAACUCAAAUGGAGGAGAAUUCAGUCUCUUGAGCGAAGUAUCUACCCAGUGGCAAAUUCUUUGGUCAGAUUUAGUUACAAUGAAAUUCUUGCUGCUACCUGUAAUUUCUCGAAAGAUAAAGUUUUGGGAAGAGGAGCUUUGAGCUUUGUUUUUAGGGGUAGAGUUGGACUCUUGAGGACAGCUGUGGCUAUUAAGAGAUUAGACAAGGAAGAUAAGGAAUCUCCAAAGGCUUUUUGCAGAGAAUUGAUGAUUGCCAGCUCUCUUCACAAUCCAAAUAUUGUGCCCCUUGUUGGUUUUUGUAUUGAUCCGGAGGAGGGUUUGUUCUUGGUGUACAAGUAUGUCUCUGGUGGGAGCUUAGAGCGCCAUUUGCAUGAGAAGAAGAGAGGAGUAAAAGGUGGUUCAGCACUUCCUUGGUCGGUGAGGUAUAAGGUGGCACUGGGGAUUGCUCAGGCAAUUGCUUAUUUGCAUAAUGGAACUGAGAGAUGUGUUGUUCACAGAGACAUUAAACCCUCAAAUAUACUCCUUUCUUCCAAGAAAAUACCCAAGUUGUGUGAUUUUGGAUUGGCUACUUGGACCUCUGCACCCUCAGUGCCUUUUCUUUGCAAAACUGUCAAGGGAACUUUUGGUUACCUGGCUCCUGAGUAUUUCCAGCAUGGGAAGGUAUCCGAUAAGACUGAUGUGUAUGCUUUUGGAGUGGUCCUCCUGGAGCUAAUAACAGGAAGGAAACCAAUUGAAGCAAAACGGCCCCCUGGUGAAGAGAAUUUGGUACUCUGGGCUAAACCUCUUUUGAACAAGGGAAAAGGAGCAAUUGAAGAGUUGCUUGAUCCGCGUCUUAAAUGCACUUUGAGAAAGACAACUCAAAUAACCCAGAUGAUUCAAGCUGCUGCUGCCUGCAUAAGUAAUGAGGAAUCUCGACGACCAGGCAUUGCACAAAUUAUUGCUAUAUUGAGAGGAGAAGAAGAGCCAGUCUACUACAAUAAGAAGAAGUCCAAUUUCUCUGGGAUUAUAGAUUGCUACCCUCAGCUACAACAGACAAAAAGUGAGAUGAGUAAUCACUUAGCUUUGGCAAUGCUAGGAGUUUCAGAGUUUGAAGAUGAAGAUCACCUUUAUUGUCGUUGACACCUGGCCCAUUUAACUCUCUCAUCCCCCCCCCCCCCUCCUUUUGGUUCUCUCAUUUUGUUGCUUGCUUGCAGAAGAGUGCUACUAAUCAGAAUAGAAGAGGUGGUGAAAAUUGUAAAUAGGAAAAGAAGUGAGAAACUGUGUAUAUAGAUACCAUACCUCAGGGGAAGAGUGUGCUAGAUUUUCGUUUAAUGUUUAGGCUUUUUUUUGGUUUGUUUCCUCUCUCCAAAGGAUUCCUGCAGCGCAGUGUAUCCUGUGAAUGUAUUUGUGGGACAGAAGUGCACCAUUUUUAUGUGCACCGAGUGGAUUCUUUCUUGAUAAGAUGAGAUUUUGCA
This is a messenger RNA of Manihot esculenta (cassava), 2462 nucleotides long. RefSeq names its product probable serine/threonine-protein kinase PBL7. NCBI's taxonomy places the organism in Eukaryota, Viridiplantae, Streptophyta, Magnoliopsida, Malpighiales, Euphorbiaceae. Gene Ontology annotation, molecular function: ATP binding; protein kinase activity. The record is from RefSeq and is a predicted model, not a curated record. The coding region runs from base 586 to 2127 and encodes 513 amino acids. Gene Ontology annotation, biological process: protein phosphorylation. The transcript has 6 exons.